Hypanus sabinus (Atlantic stingray) is the source of this 1165-nucleotide messenger RNA. RefSeq lists its product as uncharacterized. The coding region runs from base 1 to 1038 and encodes 345 amino acids. The record is from RefSeq and is a predicted model, not a curated record. Lineage: Eukaryota; Metazoa; Chordata; Chondrichthyes; Myliobatiformes; Dasyatidae. The transcript is spliced from 2 exons.
AUGUGGGAGAUGGGUUCCAAGCCUGACGGGAGUUGGUACUGGGAAUGGGGGAGACAGUUCAAACCUCACGGGAGCUGGUACUGGAAAUGUGGGAGACGGAUUCUGACCCAUUACGGGAGUUGGUACUGGGAAUGGGAGAGAUGGAUUCUGACCAAUGACGGGAGUUGGUACUGGGAAUGGGGGAGACAGUUCAAACCUCACGGGAGCUGGUACUGGAAAUGUGGGAGACGGAUUCUGACCCAUUACGGGAGUUGGUACUGGGAAUGGGAGAGAUGGAUUCUGACCCAUGACAGGAGUUGGUACUGGGAAUGGGGGAGACAGUUCAAACCUCACGGGAGCUGGUACUGGAAAUGUGGGAGACGGAUUCUGACCCAUUACGGGAGUUGGUACUGGGAAUGGGAGAGAUGGAUUCUGACCAAUGACGGGAGUUGGUACUGGGAAUGGGGGAGACAGUUCAAACCUCACGGGAGCUGGUACUGGAAAUGUGGGAGACGGAUUCUGACCCAUUACGGGAGUUGGUACUGGGAAUGGGAGAGAUGGAUUCUGACCCAUGACAGGAGUUGGUACUGGGAAUGGGGGAGACAGUUCGAAUCUCACGGGAGCUGGUACUGGAAAAGUGGGAGACGGAUUCUGACUCAUUACGGGAGUUGGUACUGGGAAUGUGGGAGAAGGAUUCUGACCAAUGACGGGAGUUGGUACUGGAAAUGUGGGAGAAGGAUUCUGACCAAUGACGGGAGUUGGUACUGGAAAUGUGGGAGAAGGAUUCUGACCAAUGACGGGAGUUGGUACUGGGAAUGUGGGAGACGGGUUCCGAGCCUCACUGGAGUUAGUACUGGGAAUGGGGGAGACAGUUCCAAGCCUGUUGGGAGUUGGUACUGGGAAUGUGGGAGACAGAUUCUGACCCGUGACGGGAGUUGGUACUGGGAAUGCGGGAGACAGUUCGAACCUCAAGGGAGUUGGUACUGGAAAUGUGGGAGACGGGUUCUGACCUGUGACGGGAGUUGGUACUGGGAAUGGGGGAGACGGGCUGACCUGUGACUGGAGUCUGUAUUGGUAAUGGGGGAGAUGUGUUCCAAGCCUGUCGGGAGCUGGUACUGGGAAUGGGGGAGACGGGUUCUGACCUGUGACGGGAGUUGGUACUGGGAAUGGGGGAGACAGUUCGAAC